Molecule: messenger RNA, 1675 nt
Organism: Lineus longissimus
Lineage: Eukaryota; Metazoa; Nemertea; Pilidiophora; Heteronemertea; Lineidae
Product: 26S proteasome non-ATPase regulatory subunit 13-like
Exons: 10
Coding region: 1-1146 (381 amino acids)
Biological process (GO): ubiquitin-dependent protein catabolic process
Cellular component (GO): nucleus; proteasome regulatory particle, lid subcomplex; cytosol
Molecular function (GO): structural molecule activity
Source: RefSeq, a predicted model, not a curated record
AUGGCGACCCAAAGAGACGUAAGCGGCUUUUUGGCCGAACAACAAACCAAAAAUACCGGUGAAAUAGCUGCAGAAUGGAGUACUAUGGAGCAGUUAUACAACAAGAAAUUAUGGCAUCAGCUGACUCUCAAGUUGGGGGAGUUUGUCAAGAGGCCAUGCUUUCAAAAAGGCGAAGAACUUAUUGAGCUAUACAACAACUUCUUGUCAGACUUUGAACACAGGAUCAACCCAUUGGCCUUGUUGGAAAUCCUCAUUUAUGUGGUCAAACAGAUGAAAGACCCUCAAACUGCCCUUGAGUUCAUGGAAAAGGCCAAGGAAAGGGUCAAGUCCAGUGAAGAAGCCACAAUAUUAUGUAUGACUGUCAUAGCUAAUGUGAAACUUCUUCAAAAUGAUCUCCCUGGCACAAAGAAACUUGUUGAGGAAGCUCAGGCGGUGUUAGAUAAUAUCGAUGGAGUGGGACCAGUCCAUGGACGAUUUUAUGAAUUAUCGAGUAACUACUACAAAACCAUUGGCAACCAUGCUGCUUACUACAGAGAUGCUCUCCGCUAUCUAGGAUGUACAGACCUUGAAGAUAUUCCAGAAUCUGAACAAGUGGAGCGAGCCUUCAACCUCUCAUUAGCUGCUUUAUUAGGAAAGGGUGUUUAUAACUUUGGAGAGUUGCUUGCUCACAAGGUCCUUGAAUCACUGAAGAGCACAGACAGGCAGUGGUUGGUGGAUCUUUUGUAUGCAUUUAACAGUGGCAACUUGGAGAAGUUUGAAAGUCUUCGUAAAAGUUGGCAGGGACAGGCCGAUUUGGUUGCCUCAGAAAAGUUCCUUCGUCAGAAGAUCUGCCUUCUCUGUUUAAUGGAAAUGACCUUCAAACGACCAGCUAACAACAGACAACUGUCAUUUGAAGCCAUUGCUAAAGAAGCAAAAGUUCCUAAUGAUGAGGUUGAAUUACUGGUAAUGCGAGCACUCUCACUUGGCCUUGUAAAGGGACACAUUGACCAGGUUGACAAGAAAGUCCACAUGACUUGGGUACAGCCAAGAGUACUUGAUCUAACACAGAUCGGUACUAUGCAGCAACAGUUGAAACACUGGUGUGUAGAUGUGAACUCAAUGGGCUUGCUGGUCGAGGAUAAUGCACAUGAUAUCCUCUACACUUAGAGACUGGAAACAAUAUCAUUAACAUUAGAAUAUGAUGUGCUGAAUGGUUGCCAUUGCAGGAUUUUGACUACUUGUGAUCAAGGGGAACUAAAAGCUUGAUCAAGGGGAACUAAAAGCUGAAAAGGGGAACUAUAAGCUUGAACCUUUUCGGUGAUGUGAAUUUCACUUUCUCAUAUGGAAAUUUCAAGAACACCAGGACAGUGCUCGACUACAUUAUGUGUUGCCCAUAAAUGGUUUUGUCCAAAAGCUAGACUCCUAUCUUUCAGUUGUUAAAUAUCUGUUGAUAGAAGAGUCUGCCAAUAAAGUUAAACUGGACCUUAGACAAAACUUGUUAGCUUAAAAAUCAAAGUGUUUGUAUGUCGGACUGAAGUUUUUCUCUGUCGAGUUUGGUAAAGAUUACCAGCAGUGCACGAUGAAGGAUCUCUAUGAUAUUGUACUGCCUUGAAAUAUCUUGGUGAGAGCUCUGUGUGUUCUGACCAACUUUGAUAUUCAAGAAAUAUGUUAAAGAUUGUACAGUAAAUAAAUUUAA